AUGCCACCGAGAACUUAUGACGAAACGUCUCUUCCACUAGAGUCCAGUCCGGAGAUCUUCACUUCACUCGCCCACAACCUCGGUCUCUCUUCUACUCUGGAGUUCGUAGAAGUGUAUGAUUUGGAUGAGACGCCCAAGGAGGAAGUUUUGGCUUAUGUGUUAGCCUUUCCAACAACUGAGGGGUAUGACGAGAUGGUAGACGCCAGAGAUCAGAAGCACUAUGUCAACGAAGACGAAGCAAAGGAAGCUUGGCGAGUGGAAGCAGAUGCUAGAUCUCACGGGAUUAACAAUGAAACAGUGCUAUGGCUGCGACAAACUAUACACAAUGCAUGCGGUCUCUACGCCCUUUUGCACGCGACAUGCAAUGGUGCUGCUAGAAACCACAUCAAAAAAGACUCAAUACUCCACACCCUCCUCGAAACACCACCCUCCCAACGAUCAUCCUUCUUAGCCUCAUCCACCGACCUCGUGACUUUGUACACCGCAGCUGCGAAUCAAGGCGAUACACCAACACCAGCAAAAGGUGAAGAGGUGAAUUGGCAUUACACUGCUUUCGUACCAGAUCCCGAGGGAGAAGGAGUACUUGAGUUGGAUGGGGAUAGAUGGGGUCCUUUGAGUCAUGCUGAGCUAGAUGACAGGGAUGGCAAGGCAGGAGCAGGCUUUGGCGCAAAGGCUAGAAGGGCGAUCAAGAAAGAGUACUUUGAGAAAGACAGAGGGAGGGAUGGGCAUGGCAUGUUCAGUGUUUUGGCACUUACAAGGGAGGGGAGUGGGUGA
Messenger RNA from Aureobasidium namibiae CBS 147.97, 774 nucleotides. RefSeq names its product cysteine proteinase. Gene Ontology annotation, cellular component: cytoplasm. NCBI's taxonomy places the organism in Eukaryota, Fungi, Ascomycota, Dothideomycetes, Dothideales, Saccotheciaceae. The transcript is spliced from 2 exons. Gene Ontology annotation, molecular function: cysteine-type deubiquitinase activity. Bases 1 to 774 code for a protein of 257 amino acids. The record is from RefSeq and is a predicted model, not a curated record. Gene Ontology annotation, biological process: ubiquitin-dependent protein catabolic process; protein deubiquitination.